AUGGUUGAUUACAAGAGAUGGAUGAAAGAACUUAAUGACGAUACUAAGAUAUCGAAGUUAGCUAUUCCAGGUACCCACAAUUCAGCAGCAUGUCACACUGCUUUACCAUCAGUUCAGUGUCAAGGAGAAUCCGUAACUGAUCAAUUGAAACACGGUGUUAGAUUUUUAGAUAUCAGAGUUUCUAAAUUAUUUAUGAAGGAAGGGGAUGAAGCCAAGGAUUUGCAAGUUAUCCAUGGUAAGUUCCCAGUGAAAAUUCCAUUCCCAUUGAAGUUAACUUCUGUUUUAGAUGAAGUUUAUGAUUUCUUGAAGGACAACAAGUCAGAAACUGUUAUUGUUUCUCUUAAGCAAGAAGGACCUGAUUCUUGGAACAAUGACAAAGAUGAAUUUGGUAAGUGUAUCUGGGAUCGUUAUGUCAAUAAGAACAAGGACAAAUGGUACUUACGCUCCGAUAUGCCAAGAAUUGGUGAUGCUAGAGGUAAGGCUAUCUUAUUUAGAAGAUUUGGUGUGCGUGACGAUAAGUUAAGAGAAAGUUUUGGUUUUGAUGCUGCUACAUGGAAAUACAACACUGCCGAAGAUGACCGUGGUAGUUUCGUCGUGCAAGAUUUCUGUGAAAUCGAAAGUCCAGACGAUAUUUCUAAGAAGGUUGACUACGUCAAGAAGUUGUCUGAAAAAGCAGGUAAGCACAACUCUUCUAACAACGAUCCAAAAUUGUUCGUCAACUUCUGCUCUGGUUCAAACUUCUUCAAUCAUGACUGCUGGCCAAAACAGGUCGCUGACAGAAUGAUUGAAGGUAAGAUUCAAGAUACUUUCAAGAAAGGUUGUGGUAUUCUUGUCUUGGAUUACGUUGAAGACCAUGAUUGGAAGCUUGUCAAGUCUUUAGUCGAUAAGAAUUUUUAA
Molecule: messenger RNA, 897 nt
Organism: Debaryomyces tyrocola
Lineage: Eukaryota; Fungi; Ascomycota; Pichiomycetes; Serinales; Debaryomycetaceae
Source: the annotation of a GenBank genome assembly